UUCGGCCUUGGUAAGCAUUGGCUAUCGGUCUUCAGCCAUGUCGGAGCGAUCCCGUGCACAACUCAAGGCAGACGUCGACCAUGCGUAUGGUCUUCAGAUCCGAGCAGGCUCGAAGGGCGCGGCCCAGAUAGGUGCAGCAGGCCUCGGAGCAGUCACCAUAGCCCAUUACACCUGGCCAUUCUUCAGACGACAGACACUCCCCUUCAAGGCCUUCCUGGUUAUGGGCUCGGCUAUGGCUGGCCUCGUCAUAGGUGCAGACAAUGCGCUCCUGACACACGAAGCAGAACGACGGCGAACCGAGAAUGCUAUUCGCAAGGAGGCACGAAUGGACAUCGCGCGGAGAGGCCUUGUUCCUACGGAAACUGAGAUCGCAAGAUGGCGGGCUGAACAAGGACGAUGACGCUCAUCUUUAGCUGUCAGCUUAGACCCUUAAGCUUCUUUAGUGCGCUCGCGUCUUAAAUUUAUUAUAGUUCAUAAUUUAUUAGUGUCAAAUUG
Coniophora puteana RWD-64-598 SS2 is the source of this 495-nucleotide messenger RNA. RefSeq lists its product as uncharacterized. The coding region runs from base 38 to 400 and encodes 120 amino acids. The transcript has 4 exons. NCBI's taxonomy places the organism in Eukaryota, Fungi, Basidiomycota, Agaricomycetes, Boletales, Coniophoraceae. The record is from RefSeq and is a predicted model, not a curated record.